AUGAAUGACACUUGUGGCUCGGGCAUGCUGGCCUUGCACCUGCCGCUCGGGCAGUUCUCCUACAUCUACCUGGGCACACUGCUGGUGCUGGGCCUGCUGCUCAACGGCCUAGCCCUCUGGGUAUUCUGCCACCGCAUGCAGCAGUGGACGGAGACCCGCAUCUACAUGACCAACCUGGCGGUGGCCGACCUCUGCCUGCUCUGCACCAUGCCCUUCGUGCUGUACUCCCUGAAGGACACCUCCGGCGACACGCCGCUGUGCCAGCUCUCCCAGGCCACCUACCUGGCCAACAGGUACAUGAGCAUCAGCCUGGUCACGGCCAUCGCUGUGGACCGCUACAUGGCUGUGCGGCACCCGCUGCGCACCCGGGGCUUCCGGUCCCCGCGGCAGGCCACGGCGGUGUGUGCCCUCCUCUGGGUCCUGGUCAUCAGCUCCCUGGUGGCCCGCUGGGUCCUGGGGAUGCAGGAGGGUGGCUUCUGCUUCACAAACCGCUCCCGGCACCACAACAGCACCGUGGUAUUCUCACUGGUGGGCUUCUACCUGCCUCUGGCCGUGCUGGUCUUCUGCUCUCUGCAGGUGGUGACCGCCUUGGCCCAGAGGCCAGCCACCGACACGGGGCAGGCAGAGGCCACCUGCAGAGCUGUCCGCAUGGUCUGGGCCAACCUUGCCGUGUUUGUGGUCUGCUUCCUGCCUCUGCACGUGGUGCUGACGGUACGUGCCGCCCUGGGCCUGCAGCCCUGUGCUGCCCUUGAAUGCGCCCUCUUCUUCACAAGCAAACUCUCAGAUGCCAACUGCUGCCUGGACGCCAUCUGCUACUACUACACCGCCAAGGAGUUCCAGGAGGCGUCUUCCCUGGCUGUGACCCCCAGCGCCAAGGCCCACAAGAGCCAGGACUCCCUGUUCGUGACCCUCUCAUAGGAGGUACACAGUUGCACAGCAGCACCGUGGACCAGGGGUGGGGUCGCCAGAGGUGCCUCCUCUCAGGGGAAGCUGCAGGCAGCAGCCUGAGCUCACUGUGGGCUGGGGUCUCUCUAGCAGCCCCAGGGCCUGGGAUGACCCAGGGGGAGGAUCAGAGAUGAGAGCAAGAGGACUGAGGCCUGAGCAAGGCCAGCCUCGGGAGCUAGGGCCAAGCCACAUGCCUGCCACUCUGGACCUGGCACACCUGGGCCAGGUGGGUUCCUGAGAAGUGGGGCAGGACCUGAGGUCUAGCCUCCUGCGGGGGUAGGUAUAAAGCCUCCCUGGAGUCAGACUGGCAGGGCCCUCUAUAUUGUCCACAACCAAGUGGCAGGAGGUAGGAGGCAGAGAGAGGACAUAGGGCUACAAGGGCCAGGGAACAUCUUCCUGGAAGACUCUCUGUAGCUCCCUCCUUGGGACCCUCUUCAAGCCCUGUUUCCACUUCCCACUCCUCUGGAGCUAUAGGGGCCAUUUGCAGCUCUUGGCAGGACUGCAGGGGGUGCCCACCCCCAGCUUUCUGUGGUCUGGGCAGGGCUAGGACUGGCCCAAGCCUGUGCAGAGGCCACACAGCUAUGCCAGGGUGGGUGACAAUGGUCAGGCUGAUCAGAGGGGCAGUGAAGGAGGCAGCCGUGUCUGUGAAGGACACGGUGCUCCUGUCCUUCCUUCAGGGAAAAGCCAGAGCCACAUCUGGCAGAAGCAGGGGCAGGGGGCCGGCCCAGGCAAAUGCAGGAAGUUUAGGCCUCUAAACUCAAGCUGGAGUGACUAGAGUUUUCUGGAGGACUCCUGUGGGUGCUGGAUUGAGGUGGGCCUGGGCAAACCCUGACUCUGCCAUCUCACACUGUGUGCUCAGGCAGCACCCCAACCCUUCUGCGUGACUGGAGCAAGACAGCAGCCAUGUUCUGCCAGGGCUGGCCUCAUGGGCACAAGGUGGAAACAUCCCACCUUGUGGGAUGCCAACAAACAGGGAGCCAAGUAAAGAAGGGUCCAGGCUGAGGAGGGUCCAGGCUCAGAUGGCCCCCUACUUUACUUCUUUGCUGUCUUGAGCCUCUUGAUUUUUGAAAGAGACGCUCACGUUCUCAUUUUGGUCUGGACCUGCAGACCCUGUGGUCUGGGUCAUGGUCUGCUUAGAGCUCAUGCACAGGAUAUACAGACAGUUUGGUCUGGUGCAUGGGGUCCAUGGGGCUCUGGAGUCUCUGGGCCCCAGGCUUCAGGCCACAUGUGCCUCCAUCAGGGCUUCUGGGCAGCUGGAAACACUCCAAGGGCUGAGGCUUCAGGGACAAGAGGUCAGGGGGCAGGUGCAUUUAGGAAGGGGCAGAAGGGAAACAGCCCUGGGGUCCUCCCACUCUGUCCCAUCCUCCAUCCCCAGAACUCCUGCCUCUUGGCUGAGCCAGAUCCUUCCAGGACUUUGAUGACCUUCAGGGAGCAAAGUCGGACCGGCCAGUCUGAGCCUGAACUUCCUAUGUCAGGGUCCUGGUUCACCCCCACCACUGCUCAGUCAUCCAGGCACUGGCUACCUGGUCUAGCCAUACCUGCUCCCUCAGCCCAGGCCUGCCCACUGUCUGCAGGGACUGAGGGAAACCAAAAACUGGCCUCCUAGGCCCCUCCUGCUCAUGCACCCCUCGUCACAGGGCAUGUAGGCCUGAUGCCACCCACCCACAAGGGGCUGGCCUCACUCCCGGCCCUCAGACUCCCUCUGCCUGGAAGGACUCCGCAUGGGGGCCCCGGUCCCUCUCCCUUCCUCAGGUUCCCAAGCCCUCUGUCACCCUGCCCAGGAGUUACUCUCCCCAAGCCCUUGGUCUGCGGCAGUUGUGACCAGUGAUCAAGCAGUGACCAAUGAAGCAUGGGUGGGGUAAACACCUACGUGGACCUGCCCCCCUCCUCCCUCCAUUAUGCCCCACCCUCUGGGAGAGUGACCCUGCAUGUCCCUGGGAACAG
Molecule: messenger RNA, 2889 nt
Organism: Otolemur garnettii (small-eared galago)
Lineage: Eukaryota; Metazoa; Chordata; Mammalia; Primates; Galagidae
Gene: GPR35
Product: G protein-coupled receptor 35
Exons: 1
Coding region: 1-918 (305 amino acids)
Biological process (GO): phospholipase C-activating G protein-coupled receptor signaling pathway; positive regulation of Rho protein signal transduction
Cellular component (GO): membrane
Molecular function (GO): G protein-coupled receptor activity
Source: RefSeq, a predicted model, not a curated record